Octopus sinensis (East Asian common octopus) is the source of this 2277-nucleotide messenger RNA. RefSeq names its product zinc finger protein 271-like. Lineage: Eukaryota; Metazoa; Mollusca; Cephalopoda; Octopoda; Octopodidae. The record is from RefSeq and is a predicted model, not a curated record. Gene Ontology annotation, cellular component: nucleus. Gene Ontology annotation, molecular function: DNA-binding transcription factor activity, RNA polymerase II-specific; RNA polymerase II transcription regulatory region sequence-specific DNA binding. Gene Ontology annotation, biological process: regulation of transcription by RNA polymerase II. The transcript has 2 exons. Bases 424 to 2067 code for a protein of 547 amino acids.
GCUACAGCAAUAAACUGUGACAGCAAGACAAAGAAGCUACUCCCUCGCAUGUAGAUUCCAAGAUGGCAUUGGCAUUAAAGAAUAUUUUUGCAUCAGAUACAUCACAGAUAUUUAUCACAUUUUAAAGUGUACAGGAAAAUAUUCUACCUAAGAACUAAGAAGUAGUUCUUCUGAGUGAAACAUUUCUCUCCUUCAUUGCCUGGAAUAUGUACAAGACGAUUUUGUAUACCAAUUAACUGUUGAGACAUUUCCAAAGGGGGUUCGCAAUCCUUUUCUGAUAAUGAUAUAAAAGUUGAUGGAAAUAUUACUGUUGAAAUGUUUUGAUCAACAUAGGAAUAAAUAAAAAGAAAAGGGGAAAAAUAUCCAUAUAUUAUUGUGAAAAAAAAUAUAUACAGAAGAGUUUUUUGUGUGAGAAAUUUAAAAAUGAGUGUUUUGUUUUUCCCUGAAGAAUUGCCUAAGAUGGGAAAGCAAUCCUACCACUGUGAUACCUGCAAGAAGUCAUUCUCUGAGGAAAGUAGCCUUGUUACUCAUAAAUGUAUUCAUACAAGAGAAAAGUCAUUUGAAUGUGACAUCUGUGGUAAAUUUUUCACCACAAAAAGUAACUUAACUACUCACAAACGCCUUCAUACAGGAAAAAAGCCAUAUCACUGUGAUAUCUGUGGUAAAUUAUUCUUUCAAACAAGUGACUUAACUAAGCACAGACGUAUUCACACAGGAGAGAAGCCAUAUCACUGUGAUAUCUGUGGUAAAUCAUUCUCUCGAAGAGAUGACGUAUCUGUUCACAAACGUAUUCAUACAGGAGAGAAGCCAUAUCAAUGUGAUAUCUGUGGUAAAGCAUUCUCUCGAACAGAUGCUGUAUCUGUUCACAAACGUAUUCAUACAGGAGAGAAGCCUUAUCAGUGUGAUAUCUGUGGUAAAUCAUUCUCUCGAACAGAUGACGUAUCUGUUCACAAACGUAUUCAUACAGGAGAGAAGCCAUAUCAAUGUGAUAUCUGUGGUAAAGCAUUCUCUCGAACAGAUGCUGUAUCUGUUCACAAACGUAUUCAUACAGGAGAGAAGCCUUAUCAGUGUGAUAUCUGUGGUAAAUCGUUCACGGUAAUGAGCCAUGUAACUACUCACAGACGUAUUCAUACAGGAGAGAAACCUUAUUGCUGUGAUAUUUGUGGCAAAUCUUUCACUGUAUCUAGUAACUUAACUGAUCACAAACGCAUUCAUACACAAGAGAAGCCCUAUCACUCUGAUAUCUGUGGUAAAUCAUUAUCUGGAAAAGCUAACUUAACUAGACACAAAUAUAUUCAUACAGGAGAAAGAGCACAUUUCUGUGAUAUCUGUGGUAAAUCAUUUUCUCAAUGUAGUAUCUUAACUACUCACAAACGUGUUCAUACUGGAGAGAAACCAUAUCAAUGUGAUAUCUGUGGUAACACAUUUUCUCAAGUAAAUAGCUUAACUAGACACAAAUAUCUUCAUACAGGCGAAAAAACACAGUGCUGUGAAAUCUGUGGUAAAUUUCUUGCUAGUGGAAGUUCUUUAGCUAUACAUAAAUAUGUCCAUACUGGAGAAAAACUCUAUCGAUGUGAUAUCUGUGGUAAAUCAUUCUCUCAAUGUAGUAUCUUAAUUGCUCACAAACGUGUUCAUACUGGAGAGAAACCAUAUCACUGUGACAUCUGUGAUAAAUCAUUCUCUGUGUGUAGUAAUUUAAUUCAUCACAAACGGACUCACACAGGAGAGAAGCCAUUUCUCUGCGAUGUCUGUGGUAAGUCAUUCUCUCAAGGAAAUGCCUUAAGUACGCACAAACAUAUUCAUACAGGAGAGAAACCGUAUCACUGUGAUAUUUGUAGUAAGUCAUUUGCUUGUAGAAAUAGCUUAAUUGUUCAUGAGCGUAUUCAUACAGGGGAGAAGCCAUAUCGCUGUGAUAUUUGUGACAAAUCCUUCUCUGACAGAAAUGCCUUUAAUAGACACAAACGUGUACAUACAGGAGAGAAACCGUAUCGCUGUGAUAUUUGUGGUAAAUCUUUCUCUCAAAGUGGUCAAUUUACUAAUCAUAAACGAAUUCAUUCAGGAAAGUGACCAUAUCACUGUGGAAUCUGCAGUAAAUCAGUCUCUCGGAUAAAUAUGUUUUCUACCCACAAAUGUAUCCCUACUGGAACCAAACCAAGUGACGGAUUCGGUUGUUAAGCGUUCUUCCAUAGAAGUAACGAACAUGUGGGUUGUGGUAAAUUCAUUGCUACAUGUGUACUAAUUACUUUUUUGUUGAUUAAAUUAUUUUGUUUUUCUCAU